Molecule: messenger RNA, 6170 nt
Organism: Dalotia coriaria
Lineage: Eukaryota; Metazoa; Arthropoda; Insecta; Coleoptera; Staphylinidae
Product: mediator of DNA damage checkpoint protein 1-like
Exons: 12
Coding region: 573-5207 (1544 amino acids)
Biological process (GO): peptidyl-threonine dephosphorylation
Molecular function (GO): protein serine/threonine phosphatase activity; cation binding
Source: RefSeq, a predicted model, not a curated record
AAAAACGCACUAACACAAGCGCGUGCCAACGAUGUGCGUUGAUGUGCAACGGUGCACGAAUCGCGGCGGUGGUAGUAGUAGCGGAGAUAGCGGUGCGUAACGUGUGCGAGCAAGACAAAACGCGUGCCGAUUAGCAGUAAGCACAACGAAGAGAAGAAGCGUGGAAAAACGCUAGCGGUGCGUGUGCGCCCGCGGUGCCGUACCGUGCGAGAAGCGAGAAGGGCCGCGCUCGCCGAGGAGUGUCGGAGUGAGUGUUUGGUUAGAUCUCUGCUGCAUGACACAUUCCCAGCCCCGCAAUCCCGCAAUUUCCGUCGACCACUCUUCCGCUCGCACCGGAGUGUCACCCAAAAGCAAACGAAUCUCACGCAGACGCUGCCGCCCGAUCACGAGCAUCACGCGAAACCGCGCCGCUAAUUGUUCAGUGCAAAUAAACUCGACAAACAAGUGUUGUUGCCUGUGAUACAUCGUAGAAAAAACACACAACUAACAAGAAACUCGCGCACCACGAGCAGCGGGCAGUGUGUAUAGUAAUCUUUGCACUCGCAGUGUUUUGUUUUCCUCACUUUGCAAUAAUGGCUAACCGCGACGAUUAUCUAACGGACUAUCGGCAGUUUUUCGAACAUUUCGCAAAGACCGUCAACCCCAACGAGCAGUUACCUGUGAAGCUGGCGAGUUACAAGCUGAUCAACGUCGAAGUCGUCGGCGGGAUCAUCGAUUGGACCACGCAAUAUCUCACCGAAAAAAAAUGCCCAAAAAGUUUGCUCAGUCCUUUAAUCAAGAUUAUUAUCGAAGAAGUUCGCACCAACUGCAAAAAGGAUCCAAUCGCGUGCGGAUUCAACACAUCAGAAAAUGCCUACGAACCGCUAAAGCUUAUGCAAUCGGUGAUACUACAAGUCAACGAAAUAUGUCUCAGGUAUUUGGACAACAGUAUGCUGUGCUCGCUGCCGUCCCCGGGUCCUCCCUACAAUUUGGUCAGUUACCAUGCGGUGCGGAACAGCCGUCGCCGCAUGGAAGAUAGGCACGUCAUUGUGCAUGAUUUGAACACUAUUUUUAACAAAAGUGAGGUUAGUCCGUCCAGUUACUAUGCAAUCUUUGACGGUCAUGGCGGACAAGAUGCCGCCGCCUACAGCGCCGCUCACCUUCAUCAAUACCUCGCCGAAAGCAAAUCCUUCGCCGGUCAGCCGGACGAUGCCUUAACAGAAGCCUUUUGCCGGACGGACCUUUUGUUCAUCGAGAAAUGUAAAGUCGAAAACUUUUCCGGUGGCUCGACGGCGUUAUGUGCGCUACUGCGUCCGAAAGAGAAAAGUUUGUUUGUCGCAUGGGUUGGGGACUCGCAAGCGAUCUUGGCAAGACAAGGGCUGGUCGAACAAUGUGUGCGCCCUCACAAGCCAGAUCGCGAGGACGAGCGCAAGCGGAUCGAAGCCGAAGGCGGCAGUGUCAUUUACUGGGGUACAUGGCGUGUCAAUGGACAAUUGGCCGUUUCACGAGCAAUCGGCGAUUCAGAAUACAAACCCUUUAUUAAUGCGAUACCGGACGUGCGUGAAUACGCUCUGGAUGGCACCGAAGACUUCCUUGUUUUGGCCUGUGACGGAUUAUGGGACGUUUUGAGGGAUGAUGAUGCCGCCCUCAUCGUGUACAAUGCCAUCUAUGAAAAUCCAGAUAUUGUAGCGGAUACGAUCGCACGCCGCUUGGUCCAGGAGUCCAAGGAGAAGGGCUCCACCGAUAACAUAUCGGUGAUUGUGGUGUUCCUCAAGGAACCGGCGAAGAUUGCAGCGGAACCGCGUUGGGAGAUUCGGCUCGUCGACGAGAGGAUGGAGGCCGGCUUCGAUAGCACGAACGCGUCGUCGAAUCCGUUCGCGAGCACGAACGGUGCUGAUAUUUUAGCGACGCAUCAAAAAGACGCAUUCCUCUUGGAUCUGGACGGUUUUCGGCCGCAUAAUGCCGCGCAUGCGCCUUCUAACGAAGGUUUCUUUGCUCCAUCUAACGGCAAAAACGACUUUGACGAAGACCUGGACGAUCUGGGUCCUGAAACAGAUGUAGAUGCUGUUGAUGAAGUACAGUCGCCUGUAAAACUCAUUGCAGGAAUGAGCGAGGAACUAGAGGAGAAGGUUACGAAGGAAAUCGACGCUAAUCUAUUGAAAAGCGUCGUUGAAAACUGUACUGAUUCCAAUCUGGAGCACGAUGAAGAUGAUGAACAUGAUGAACUGGCGGGCGUUGAGCGGAAGGAGGAAACUCCCACGCCACCCGCAGAUGAUGUGCACGAUGCCGGUUUAGAUAGCGACUCGGAGGACGACGAAUGGAACUACAUUAAAACGGCUAGGGAGGACGACAAAGAAAACCUACCACCAGCCAGCGAAGAACACAGCGAGCCACCGGUCGAAACACAAACCGAAAGUGCUCCGACAGUUGACGAAAGCGAAGAAAUCGAUAACAUGUCACAACUGAAUCCGAACGCCGAGGAAUUUGUGCCGGUGUCACCUACGCGCAUGGAGCAGCGUGGCACAGAUUGGACGGCGCUGAAAGACGAACCGAUCCUGGCGCAGUCGCCGCGCCGGGUGGCCGCGAAUUGCGACUUCAACGUGCCCGAGGAAAACGACUUCGUCGAAGAGGCGAAUAAUCGACCUAGUGGCGCCUACAGCAAUGGACAUGAAAAUGGCCACAAACAAUCUUCCCAGGAAAUGUUGGAAAAUCUCCUGAAUGGCAAGAACAUCGAUGAGAUUGAGUUCCAGCCAACCGGCUCUCCGUCGAAGGUGACAGUUGGCGCCGCUGAGCAAUUCAUCUUCGGGCCAAACUCUGCCGCGUUCUCGACACCAAACAAAUUCAUGGACCAAUCGCGCUCGUCUACGAAAGCCAACUACGGCGAUGAUUCGGCGAUUGACGAAUCGGAAGCGGAUUUACUCGAUCGCCUAAACAAGGAGAAGGAUCCAAUGUCUAUGUCUUUCUAUCAGGAUAAGGAUGAUGGUGAAACGCCGUUUGAUGUCGACAAGGAAGAGAAGUAUACCGAUGAGAAGGAACAAGAAGAACCUCUCGCGAAGACAUUUGAUGAUUCUAUCUCUUCGUUGCCCGAGCAUAAUCCGCUUGAGAAUGCGGAACCAAUAACUACCGAUUUAGAUCACAAGGAAGAUGAAGAUUUUGGUGUUUGUAAGUUACCCACAUCACCAUUACCGGCUGCUCCGGCUCCUGUUGAGAACCUCUGUGAUUUGUCACCAGAAGAGCCGGCACAUGUUGAGCCUGUCGUUGAGAAUACUUCCAGCCCUCUUUUGGAACUCGAUGAGAGUACACAACCAGAUGUGCUUGAUGAUGUGGAGCGAAGGUUUGACACUGACGAUGAAAUCAUUGAACGGCCACAGGAGCCAUUGAUGGAAGUUGGGCCAAAAUCGCCCGUUGCUGAUGUUAUCGCCGAAGAACCCGAAGUUGAGGACUUUGCUCCUAGCGUCGAUGAUCACUUCGGUGCUGAUCUGAUGGAACCAGUUGCGCAUCCUGAACCGGUUGUUUGCUACGCGUCUAGGGAAGCCGAAUUACAUCAUCAGGAAGCCGCCGAAGAAAUUUCUGAAUCUUCGGACAAUCAACAGCAAGAAUUCAUUCCGGAAACAUCUUUGGAAAUUGCCCAAUCACCAGAACCAGUGGUUUUGGACUUUACGCCAGACCAGGAAUCACUUCCACCAAUGUCUCCCCAGGGCAUUCAUACGUAUGCUGUUGAUAGAAUGCCAGAACCCGAACCUAUUUGCCGACUUCCAGCACCUGAAGAGCUAGAAAUUCGUCCUCAUCCGGAACCUGUGUUGACUCAAGAAGUUCUUACACCAGAAUUCAUCCCGAUUGUUGAGCCUGUUGUAGAAACACAAUUGAUAUCACCAGUCUCUGAACAAGAUCCAGUCAAUGACUCUUUUGAGAAACACGUUGAAGAACUAAUGGAGUCUGAAACACCCAAAAUUGUAGAGCCGGUGUUAAAGAUGACUGAAGACAUCCUUACUCCAGUAGAAGAUAUCGUCCCAUCUGAAGUUGCGGAUGUGAUGUCACCAGUGGACGAUGUUACUUCAUCGAUCAAAGAUGAUUCCCCGGUAGAAGAGGCCAAGGAAAUCAAACAUGAACUUAUCACAAAUUUGGAAUCCCCGAUUGAAAUUGUGGAAUCACCCAUUCGUGAAACAGAAGUUAUCACAAUCGAGUCAUCACCAGAGGUCGUACAAGAAAAGGAAGAGGUCUGCGAGCUUCCAAAAGAAACUGCUUCCGCACCUGAGGUGGCCGCCAUUGUUGCGGCGGCUGCGGUGACAACAGUGACGGUCGGCGCUGGUGUCAUAGCCGAAGCUGCUGAUACGAAGAAACCGGCGGCAAAAACCAAAACCGGCACAUCCGCACCAAUUAAGAAGUCGACGACCGCGACGAAAACCACGACCAAACCAUUGGCUUCCACGAAAUCGACGACUGCCCGACCGGCACCCGCUAAGACAGCGCCUGCUUCCAAACCAGUGCCGCCGAGGACGACCACAACGCGAUCGGUGACCAGCACCACAACAGCAGCCAAAUCGCCGGCUGCUAAACCGCGCGUGCCUUUAGCAGCCGCAUCAAGGCCCGCUGCCGACAAGAAACCAUUAACAAAUGGCGACGCCAAGGCGGCUGCCCCAGCGCCGAAAGUUCCACCAAUCAAGAGACCACAGGUGCCUUCGACGGCCAGAACCACAACCGCACCGAAACCGGCAGGCGUGACCACAGCCGCAAAGCCGGCGGCGGCCACCACAAAGUCUGCCACCUCCACGCUGAAACCCGCCACGAAACCGUCGACCACCACAACCGCUGCACCCAGGCCGAAACCGACUUCACUAUCGUCUGCAAGAAUUACCACUACAUCAAAAACAACCACAUCCAGACCUCUGAGCAGUUCUGCUACGUCAACUACAACCAGAACCAUCACACAGAAGACAACGACCACCACAACGGCACCGAGACCGAAACCAGCUUCCGCUCCUGUGAGCAAACCUAGAGUACCACUUUCCGCCAGAACCACCACCACCACUACAAGAGCGCCGGAUGCCGAGAAGCAAAAUAAAGAGAACGUUAAUAAACUGACGGCAAGUCGCACAGCUGCUGCCACGAGGACGGCAGCUACACGCAAGUCGGAUGCUACUAAAUCGACAUCUGCGACGAAAUCAAGUACAUUGAACAAAGCGCCAAUCACCAAAAGCCACUGGCGAAGAACACAAACAGCUCCGUAGUGAACAAAUCGAAAGAAGAAAAAGAAAAAUCGUGCCAAACGGAGUGUCCGAGGAGAAGGAGAAGGAAGUGUCGUCUAUCAACGAGGCAGAUCACCUGCUGAAAGACCUCUCGCCGGUAAACAACUUGAUACUAGACAAUUCACAACUCGCGGAAGCCACGGCGGACUGAAUGUUUGUGACGGAUCAAUAAACGUAUGCAACACGCCAAUAUUACUCUUAUAAUAUCCGCAACUUUUUUAUAUAUGACGUAAUACUCUAUGCUCUUUUUAACACAAAACACUACGUUACUAGUAUUGGGUGUGUCGUAGGUAGGCAGAGAGGUAGAGACAGAUGAAAUGUGGGUAGCUGGGCAGAAUGCGUUCAUGUACUGAUUACAAGGAUAGAUUGCAAAGGGUGCGCGCGCCUGCGCCCCCCCCCCGUAUCGUACGAGUUUUAUUUUAUCAUAAAUAAAGUUUUAAACAUGGAUUAUAAGUUAAUGGCUUAACGACUAUUUUUUAUUAUUAUCGCUUAGGUGUGCUGAAUAAUUGUGAUUGCUAUGCACUCUGUAUAUAAGUUCAAAGUUUUAAAAUGAAUAUUAAUAUUGAUAAAUGAUAUGUUACUUAAUGCAGAAUUUUUAUCUACUUAAAUUUUAAAUAAGUUACGAGGCGAAAUUAUUCACACGACGAUGAUGUGCGAGACAGAAAAGCGAUUGGCACUUCUGCAAUAUACUAUUUUUCACAUAUUUACAAUUAGCCGCUUGUAUCCCAGCAUUCUACUUCUUGGAGGAUCAUUUGUAACGAUAAAAUGCGCGCCAGGUGGACGUGGUGGACGAUCAUAAGUUUGAUACAUUUUUGUUACUUGAAAGUUAUUUUUAUAUGUUUUCAUUGCUGAACAAUUUUUAUAGUAUUUCUUGUUUGUCUUUUUUAUUUAUUGUGUAAAAUUGUAGUUUCUAGCACUAUGAAAUAUAAUAUUUAAAUCACCAAA